AAUGGAAGAUACCAGGAAUAUUUAUUUGGCAUAUGCUUUAUACGAUAGUAUUGAAGACAAGAGUGUGAGUCACAUUAGACAACUUUUGGAAAACGAGAAGGCUAAUCCAAACACACUGCUUCCAGAAAAGGACUUCACUCCUCUUCAUUAUGUUGUUGGGUGUGAUUCACUGUUGUUUGCUGAGGAAGUAACAAAACUAUUUCUACAGCAUGGAGGUGAUCCAAAUAUCAGGAAUUCGGAUGGGUUGACACCAGUACAUGUUGCUGCUGCUUGGGGCCAUGCAGAUCUGCUGAGGCUUUUGCUUCUGAAUGGUGGGGAUCCAUGGCUUCAGGAUAAUGAAAGCUGUACUGCAUUUCAUUAUGCUGUCCAAGAGGCUCAUUGGAAUGUAGCUGAAGUACUUCAUCAGUUUCAUUUGAAAGAUAUUUCUCUGCAGCAAGCCAAUAACAGCUCCAUCGAGAAACCAAAGUAUGAGGUAAAUCUUGAAAAAGUUAUCCUCUCCAAUGGUGAUAUCCUUUUGGAAUGUGGCGUUAGCUCCACUGUUCCUGAAAGUCAGUCGACAUUAAAGGAUUCAGUUUCACUUUUUUCUGGUCACUAUUCAGAUCUAUAUGUGGGUAAUAACCUAGUUGACAAUUUGAAGCAGUCUUCCAAUGAAAAAAGUAAAAAGCAUAUACAAAUGCCAAAGAGUGGUGUACAUUCCUCAGGAUGCAGCAAUUUGUUGUUCUCAGAUUCCAGUAUUUCUACUAAAGAUGCAAGCAGAGUCAUAGAAUGUAUAACAUUAAGUAGUAGUGAAACUUCAGAUAAGAACAACUAUUCAAGUGAAUGUAAAGUUAUAUCAUCAGAUCAAAAUUCUGAUAUGUCUUCAAUAUGCUCAGAGGCGAGCAUCCAAAAAUCUGCUACUGAAAAAUGUGUAUCAUUUGAAUACAAGCAGUCUUCAUCAGUAUUUUCAACAAAAUCAUUUACAUCGGGCAAUUCAGCAAAAUCGAGAAGAAAACUUUUGCCACAUUUUGGCAGGAACUUGGGCAGUAAUAGUACACACUGUGACUUCAACAGUUCUUGUAUGACCGUUGAUCAGCAAGAAAAUAGUACAAAUGAAGCUGUGAAGCACAUCACUGAAAAUAUGCUGCACUCUGUAACAUGCUCAUUGGAAAAAUUAUCAGUGGAUAGUAGCUGUGAUGGCAUUGAGACUUUAGAUUCAUCGCAUUCUUUAUCCAGGAGAAACCUUGGUUUAAGGAUGUGUUCACGUUCAGAGCUUUCUCAUUCAGAACUUAACAAUGGUUUCUUGGAUAAAGAUACUCACAACGGUAUGAAUUGUACACCUGGAAAGUAUGAUGAAGGCAGCAUUGUCUGCUGGAUGUUUCAAAGUACUCCAAAGAAAAAACACCUUUCUUAUGAAAGGGAUGCAUCUUAUGAGGGACAGCUAAAAGCAAAUAAAAAUCAGAAACCAGAAUUGGCUGCAACUACCAAUGCAGGUAGUGACUUGAUAGCAGGAGCGGUAUUGGAGAAAAGUGUUCAAUCCUUACAAAAGAUUCUAAGUGAAGAUACUUCUCCAAAAUCAGAUUUGCAUAUCUGCCUAGAAGGAACAAGUGAUUCUGGUCGAUCAACAAAGACCUCUGAUUAUGUUAACUUCCGUACGUGCAGUUCAGACUCAUCAUCCAACAGUGGAUCAUAUUUCAGUAUAACUGAAGAAUAUAGAUAUACAGAUGAAGAAAAUGGAAUAGUCCUUAAAGAACGUAGAAUCUUAACUGAAAAGUGCAGCAUUCCUGACAAUGUUUUUGAAAGUGUGAAGAUUCCUGCAGAAUGCUGUGUAAACCUCUCAUUGCCUGAUUCACUGUCAUCAUCAUCAACAUUGUCUUCACUCAAACUGAACCUGGAUUAUGAUACAGAAUCUCUGCGGGCAGAACUGAAAGAGAGAAACUGUAUUCCAGGGCCAAUUACCAAAACAACAAAGAGAUUGUAUUUAAAGAAACUUGUUAAACUGAAGAAGACUGGUGAAUUUUGUAACCCGGGGCAAAGAAAUAUUGAAUACAGUCCAGAGCUUGAGUGCACCUUGAAGACAAUGGAGUGGGUGAAUGGUCUUGCUGCCUAUAUCAAGUUGGAACAAGAAGUAGCUACUCAGUUUUCAAAUCCUAGUUGUGAAAGAAGAUGGCGAGGUGGUAUAACGAAAUCAGCAUUCUGUUAUCUGUUACUUGAUCCAAGAGUAACCAAAAAUCUUCCAUGUAGGACACAAACAAUGCAGCCUCUCCAGAUCUGGCAAACGUUUCUGUCAUCUGUCUUUUAUAUUGGCAAAGGUGUGCGAAAUAGGCCAUAUUCUCAUCUGUAUCAGGCAGCUUCUUUAUGGAAAACAAAAUCGAAGUCUUCAGACAAGAAGGUACAAUACAUUUUAGAUAUAUGGAGUGAAGGGUUUGGAGUUGUAUGCCUUCAUGUGUUCCAAAAUGUUAUACCUGUUGAGGCUCACACACGUGAGGCAGCUAUGAUAGAAGCUAUGGGUUUGAAGGCAUUGAAAAAUGUUCGUCACAGUGAGUAUUAUGGAACUGCUGCAACUUGGAAUUCAAAGCAGCGACGAAAAUUAGGUGUUUAUCUUCUCUACAGAGCAUUGCUGGUUUUUUUGAGCGAAGGGGAGAGGCAACUUGGACCAGAAAACUUAUAG
Messenger RNA from Schistocerca nitens (vagrant locust), 2647 nucleotides. RefSeq lists its product as uncharacterized. Gene Ontology annotation, molecular function: endonuclease activity; protein binding. The coding region runs from base 2 to 2647 and encodes 881 amino acids. The record is from RefSeq and is a predicted model, not a curated record. The transcript is spliced from 7 exons. NCBI's taxonomy places the organism in Eukaryota, Metazoa, Arthropoda, Insecta, Orthoptera, Acrididae.